AUGGUCGAGGCAUCCGACAUCAUCCUGAUCCUCUUGGCGAUCUUCUUCCCGCCGGCGGCCGUCGCCUUUCUGACCGGUUGCUCGUGCGACUUGAUCAUCAAUAUCCUCCUCACCAUCCUGGGUGUGCUGCCGGGAACGAUCCAUGCCUUCUGGCUCAUCUUCAAGAAGAUGCGGGCCGAAGAGCGCUACGGACAGGGUGGCAUCAAGUACACGGGCAACGGCGAGUGGGUGCCCACUGACCACGUUCAGCAGGGCCCUUACUACCCCCACGGCGGCCCUCCUCCCCCGCAGUACGGCGCCACAAACAACUACUAG
Messenger RNA from Pseudozyma flocculosa PF-1, 315 nucleotides. RefSeq lists its product as uncharacterized. Lineage: Eukaryota; Fungi; Basidiomycota; Ustilaginomycetes; Ustilaginales; Ustilaginaceae. The transcript has 4 exons. Gene Ontology annotation, cellular component: membrane. Bases 1 to 315 code for a protein of 104 amino acids. The record is from RefSeq and is a predicted model, not a curated record.